AUGUACCGCAGCGGCUCCCGCGCCGCGCUCGCCUCGCACCGGCCCAAGGAGAGCGGCGGGGGCGGCCCGCGCCCCGGCCGCGGCGCGUCUUCGGGCCCCCCGCGCCGCCCCUCGCCGCCGCCGCCGCCCUCGGGCUCCUCCUCGUCGCGGCCGCCGGCUCGCCGGGCCCGCUCGCCCUCGGGCCACCGCGGCCGCCGGGCCUCGCCGUCUCCGCCGCGGGGUCGCCGCGGCUCCCCGUCCCCGCCCCGCGGCCGCCGCGGCGGCUCCCCGUCCCCGCCGCGGGGCCGUCGCGGCUCCCCCUCGCCGCAGCCGCGGGGCCGCCGACCCUUCGCGCCCGGCCCGGCCGCUCUCCGGGGCAGCGGUCGCGGGGAGUCCCGCGCCGACUUCGCCCGCGACAGCCGCGACCAUCCAGGCGACAGCGGCAGCCGGAGAAGAUCUCCUGGUCUGCGUUCUGAUUCUUUGGAACAGAGUUUAAGAAUCACUGUUGGCAAUGACCACUUCUGUGUUGGCAUACCAGAAAGACAGCGGCGACUUAGUGACCGACUGGGGUCACCCGUGGAUAAUCUGGAGGAUGCACACAGGGAUGAACUGAGUAAGGAUUCUGUCUUCACGAGGAGAUCCCAGUGCUCUCGAGGUCUUGACCGGUACAUUUCCAGGGAAGAGGGGCCUCUCAGUCCCUUCUUGGGACACCUGGAUGAGGACUACCGCAAACGAGACACUUACUUGCAUCGUUCUGAUUAUAGUCCCCAUAUCAACAGUAGUGACGAGCUGUUGCAUGGAACAGAACGGGGUAGAGACAAACUGAAAAGUUGCUACUCCACAAGAGCUGAGGAAAGGAGCCGAGAGUCCAAACGGCCCCGUUACGAUGACACAGAGAAGAUACACAGCAUGGGAGAUGAUCACUCAAGUUUUUCAUCAGGAACACGAAACUAUAGACAUCGUCGGCGAAGCCCUAGUCCUAGGUUUCUAGACCCUGAGUUUCGAGAACUGGACCUUGCACGGCGAAAACGAGAGGAAGAAGAACGAAGUAGGAACUUAAGUCAGGAUCUGGUGGGAGUUGAUGAUGGUGGCUCUAGCUGUCCCAUUCCUGGAUUGACAGGUGUCCCACCAUCAUUGGAGUCAGGAUAUUCUUUACAUCGGCCUGAGGAGCUAUCUGUGAUGCCCAAGAAGUCCAUCCUUAAGAAGCGAAUUGAGGUGGAUACAGAGCCUUCCAUGCAGCUUGAGAACUUUCCCUGCAGUACCAGUUGCAGCCAGGAUCUCUCUCUCUACACUGCACGUCCAUCUCUUCCACUAAGUGGCGCUAUUGCUUCUUUUGCCUCAGAUACUGAAACUAACCAGGGCACUGUGGUAGACGCUGGCCUGAAGGACCCUCAGAGCAACCUCUUUCAGUGGGGUCCCCUCCCUGGGCUACCCAAAGAUAACAGUCCUGUCAGCGAGAAAUUUGGGGAUUUCCUGGGCCCGAAAGAGAAAUUGGAUGCGAAGGCUGAAGGACCCGAGCAGCACCCUGACUUCUUGCUUCCUCACGAGAGAGCCAGUCAGGAUGGCAGCGGCUUCUCUCGCAUUCUGAGUCUGUUGGCAGAUUCCACCAGCUCCCAGGAAAAAAGACGACGUAGCUUCCCUGACAUUGAAGACGAGGAGAAAUUUCUCUAUGGGGAUGAAGAAGAGGACUUAAAGCCAGAGUCGCCACCCAAGCCCCUUGGAGGCUCUGAGAGCGAAGUUCUGAGGCAGAAGGCGGCAAGCUGUGUGCCCUCCUCCUCAGCGCCGCCUGUUAAGCGAGAAUCGGUAGAAGAGAUCAACCCAGAAUAUGCCAAGAUCCAUGACUUGCUCAAGACCAUAGGCUUGGACAUCGGGGUGGCGGAGAUCAGUAAGCUGGCUGUGCGCACCCAGGAGCGACUUCACGGCAAGAAGCCAGCACGUGCUCCGGCGGACCGUCGCUCCUCUGGUGACCGGCACUUUCCAGCAGCAGAUCGCUGUUCUUCCGCUGACCGCCGUUUUUCAGCCGAUCGGCGUGCUGCGGAUCCUCACAGACUGGAGAAUAGGGAAGAACACAGUAGUAAUGCCCACCCCCGGGAAGUGUCCUGUCCACAUCCCGUCUCCCCUGUGGAUCCUUACCUGCUCACAAAAAAUGCUGCUCCGUUUCUGAAGUCUGACUGUGCAGCAGGUCAUCUUGCAGGACCAGAGGUGGUUGGCAGUGGAUUUCAGUCUUCUGCUUCUUCGGUUAGGUGUUUGUUGCCGUCAGCGUUAUCCGCUCCCGUUAGACUUACACACCCUGCUUCUCUGUCGCAGUUUCACAUGCCAAGGGCUUCUCAGUUUGCUCCCACUCGGUUGCCUCCGAACUACCAGGGACCUGCCGUUGCCCCUGCCUCCUUCGAUGCCUACAGGCACUACAUGGCAUAUGCAGCCUCAAGGUGGUCCCUGUACCCCACCUCGCAACAGUCAAACCACUCUCUAACUGACCCACACAGGGUGAUGCCAGUUAGCAAACAGACAACUCGUAGUCGACCCAAUCUUCGUGUGAUCCCCACUGUGACUCCUGACAAACCCAAGCAGGAGACAUCACUGCUAGGCCCAAUUCCUGUUGCCCAGGUGGCUAUCCCAUCUCUCAUGAGGUACAACCCAGAGAAGAUCUCUGACGAGAAGAACCGCGCUUCGCAGAAACAGAAGGUUAUUGAAGAGAGAGAAAAGCUGAAGAGUGAUCGGGAAGCUCGCCAGAAGAAGAUGUAUUACCUUAGAACUGAGUUAGAGAGGCUUCAAAAACAGCAAGGGGAAAUGCUGCGUAAGAAACGAAGGGAAAAGGAUGGGCACAAAGACCCACUCCUGGUGGAGGUGAGUCGACUUCAGGAUAACAUUAUGAAGGACCUUGCACAACUUCGACAAGAGUCAGAAGAGGCAGAAAAGAAGCAAUCUGAACUUGACAAAGUGGCUCAGAUCUUGGGAAUUAACAUUUUGGAUAAAUCAGAGAAGUCUUCAAGCGACAAUAAAGUGCCUCCAGAGAAGUCUGGGAAAGCUGAAAGAUCCAAGAGUCCAGAAAAAGUGUCCUCCACAAAUUCCUCUUCCAAUAGCAAGGAAUCAAAGCUAAACAAUGAAAAUUCCCGUGCUAAAACCUCCAAGCGUUCUGCAAGCCCCCCGCUGGCUGCUAAGCAGUCUGACCAGCCUGUUGCUGCGUACGAGUAUUAUGAUGCUGGCAGUCACUGGUGCAAAGACUGCAACACCAUCUGUGGGACCAUGUUUGACUUCUUCACUCAUAUGCACAACAAGAAGCACACACAGACACUGGAUCCUUACAACAGACCUUGGGCUUCAAAGACCCACAGUGAGGCCAAGCAAGAUGCUGUAAAGCGCACCGACAAGAUUACUGUUCCUGCAAAAGGCUCUGAGUUUCUGUUUCCCAUCACUGGAUAUUACUGUCAGCUUUGUGAGGAAUUUUUGGGGGAUCCAAUUUCUGGAGAGCAACAUGUGAAGGGUCUUCAACACAAUGAGAAGUAUAAGAAGUACGUAGAAGAAAACCCAUUGUAUGAGGAGCGGCGAAAUCUGGACCGCCAAGCUGGGCUAGCGGUGGUCCAGGAGACAGAAAGGCGACGUCAGAAUGAGCUUAAACGCAAACUCAGUGAGAAAUCAAAGGAGGAGAAUAAAGAGAAAAAGGCAAAGAUUGUGGAAGAUGUAAACGAGGAUGACAAGAUCUCUGAGGAAUUAGAUGACCAUUUCUCUGAGGGUAGGCAGUGUCCUGAAAAGACGGUCUGUAAAAGGAAGGCCAGCAUCAAACUCCAGCUAAAAGAAGAAGUAAAGAGAGAUUCUCCAGUCUCUUCCUCUUUUGGGAAAUUCAGCUGGAAGAAGCCAGAAAAAGAGGAGGAAAAAUGUACAGCCGUGGCUCCAAGUGUUCCCAAGGAAGAGACUGUGGAAAGCGGGAGGGACAAAGAAGACAGCAGAGCUGAAACUGGGAAGGCAAAACCCAUUAAAAUCCGGCUCUCUGGGAAGACUGUCGUGGCACAGACUAGCCCUUGGACACCUGUUGUGACAACUUCAACCCAGACUAAGAUUCGGCCCAAUCUGCCUAUUCCAUCCACAGUGCUCCGCAAGUCAGGUUCAGCUACAGUGAGCAAACCAGCUCCUCUCAACACCUUCCUGUCGAUCAAGUCCUCUGGGACCACGGCUAAGCCUCUGCCGGUCGUUAAAGAGUCAUCAGCGGAACUUCUUUUACCUCCUGACAUCAUCUCCAAAGCAUUCGGCGGGGAAGAGGUGGUUCUAAAAGGACCUCCAGAGGAAAAAAUGGCAACAGCUGAAAAGAAAGAGCCACCCCAUAUGCCAGAGCAAAUGCUGCCUCCCCCGCCACCUCCUCCUCCGCCUCCUCCUCCGCCUCCCCCAGCCAUACCUCAGCCAGCUGCUCCAACUUCUGCCCAAGUAAGUGCUGCCUUGACUUCGUUGAAGUCGAGCCCAGCUGUAUCCCAGCCUCCCAGCCCUGACUUCCUGGGUCUUAACAUUUUGAACCCAGUGUUGCCGGUAGCGAUCAUGGCCUCAGCACAGUCAGCUGGCAUACCUUCUGAUGAGACAGCUCCUGGGGUGAGUGAGAGCGAUAGAGACCAGGCCGUGUUCUCGGUAUUGGUUCGUCCCCCACCUCCCCUCUCAAGUGUGUUCAGUGAACAAGCCAAAAAAUUGGAGAAGCGAAAUUCCUGCCUAGCCACAGCCAAUGCCAAGGAUCUGUACGAUAUAUUCUACAGCAGUGGUGGAAAGGGGGCAGCAGAGACGAAGCUGAGUAGUGGCUCAUUAGCCAGUGAGGACAAUAGCCCCUCCAAAGCCAGGAGCUCAGAAACUUCUGCCGCUUCUGUGUUGGAUAGCUGUAAAUCCCAAGAGAAGUUCGCUCCCCGUGGCAGUUCGGACUCUAAUCCUUUAGUCAGCAACCCUGAAAAAUCUGUUACGAAAACUCUGGUGUCCCUAGGGAAAUGGUCCGUUGUAGAACAUGGAGACUCAGAAAGCAGAGAUAACAGAUUCAGCUUCCUACAGCCUCUGACAAGGUUGUGCCAGAGCAGGUCUUAUGAAACUAUCGCUCCAACAACAGAUCCUAUGGCCGUUUGGACAGCUGGUUCUUUUGAGAGGGAUGCUAAGAGGGCGGUAUCUCCAGAGGGGAAAAUUGAGUCUGACUUGGGAGAGCCAGGCCUGUCGGGAGUAGAACCAGCCCCUCAGCUGUUAGAUGCUCAUUCUCGCAGCACGGAGCCUCAGAAGUUGGUAGAAACCCACCUUCUGGAAUCUGGUAGCCAGGAUGAAGAAAGCCAAGAGCUCCACAGAUCUAAAGAUUGUAGAGAAAAUGAGCGAGAGACAAACACUGAACUAAAAGAAAGAGGAAAAACACCCUCUGAGAGCGUAGUAGGGGAGGGAACAGAUAUUAAGAGUGGGUCCAGUAGCGUAGCCAACUCGAAUUUAAACCAUGGGAAUAAACACUUGUGGGAGAGAGAAUCACAACAACCCACACCACAAGAGACUGACAAAAACGCCGAGCAAUCUAAGACACUGAUGUCAGGAAGCAAAAUUCAAAGUAGAGUAAGAGUUGAAUUGACUGCACAGUCUCUCUCUUCCUCAAAGGUGCAAAUAGACUCAUUUCCAUCAGAAACUAGAUCUUUACUCCAGACUCCACAAGAUAAAAUUCUGAAAACUGCUUCCCCAGAAUUGCUUCUUCAGUCCCCAGCCAGAUCACCUGUGUGUUUCGUAGAUCGUCUAAAGGAAAAAGAAGUUCCAGCUGGUAAUCAAGAGUGGCCAGAAAAUUCAGUUUCAGAAUCAGCUGCCCCAACCUCUGGAUAUAAAAGCCUCAAACUCGAGCGAGAGAGAUCAAAAGACUUUCAGGGUAAAAUGACCUGUGAACUGCCUGUUUGGAAUGAGAAGAAGCCAGGAAUUUGGGAGAGUCCAGAGAAAUCAGAAGCCGUGGGACUACGAGGUGUCCGUCCUGAAUUAACAGUGACAGUUGAAGGCAAAGCCUUAGACUUUGAAGUUACAGACUUAAAAGUGAAAGAACUUGCAGCCCUGAGGAAUCUGGGGGAUAUGGGCAUUGAUUGUUACAAUACUCGAAUAGAAAACACAACACAUAGAUCCCCGACUGCCCUGUCUCCGAAAGUGUGUGAAGAAAAUUCUCUGUCAUCUGUGGGACGCAAUCCUAGCACUCUGACUGACUUUGAACCAGUCCCAGCCUUUUCUGAAUCUCCCUUAGAUUCUCCCAAAACCCUGGUGCUUAACUUUGGAACAGAAGUUGAACGAAACUCAUCUAAUCCCAGAAAUGGGAGGAUCACCCCUAACAUUUUGAAAACUGGACUUCCUGUAGAAAAUGUUGACCUUGGCUUAGGGAGCCUGGAGGGAACUCACCAGGCUCUUGACUUGUUAGCAGGAGGAAUGAUGCCCAAGGAAGUAGAAGGAACUUCUCAGUUAGAGAAAUCGGAUUCGUUCAGAUUGAAAGCAGAAACAUCUGCUGGCCUUGGACCAUCUCCUUGCCUUCCAGAUCUUGUUGACUUUGUCACACGAACAUCUGUGGUUCAGAAAGAAAAGUUCUGCUCUCCCUCUGAGCCAUGUGACCUUCCUGCGUGCAGUUCCCCAGAGAAUGCAUCUGUUAGAGAGGUAACAAUGCCUCAAGUUGAUGGGGACAGUGACAGCCAUUUGAAUAUGGGAAAAUCUCUGACUCCGACCUCUCCUACGAGAGAGCAGGUAGUGGGAGGCAGUACGAUCCCUCAUGAGAUACCCGCUCGAGAAGCUACAGUUGAUGCCAUUGGGACGUGCAAAGAGUCCCGUGUUCAGAAAUAAUACACAGCCAGAAGAGCUUGUGGGGGAAUCAGAGUAGCUUCUAGACUCAGGCACCCAGAUGCUGCAGGGCACCUGGAACCUACUCGGCUUCUUACGUAAAUGUUCAUGGAAGCUAAAAUCUCUUACCUCCUUUUCUUUGUUUUCUUUUCUUCCUUAAAUACCGGACAAAUCAAUAAUAACUACUUCUAUACAUAUCUGUAAAAAAUUUUUUCUGUUAUUAUUUUUUUUUUUUUUGCCAAUUUACUUUCUCCUUUGUCAUUAAAGUCAAAUAUCUAUCUGGUUCACCAUCUAGUGUGCUUUGAUUGUAUUUUGACUUUGACUCUGCCAUUCUGGAAUGGUGGGUGGGGGGAGGGGAGGGAAACAUCUGGCUUUCCCAAUUGCUGUGUUGUACUCCCACCCGAUUUUGUGGGCAACUGAUGGAUAUCUAGGAAAAAAACACCAAAAACCCUACUAACAUGAAAAACUACUGAUGAAGGAAGGAUUGUUCAUCUCUUGACUUCUAUUUGGAUGAGCCUACCUUAACGCUGUUCAAAGUACAGUGUGAGUAGCUCUUUCGUUUACCACUUUACUUCAUUGUGGAACGUCAACCUGACUUCAUUUUCUUUGCCUGAGACGGUCUUCUUUUCCACAAACGUGUUUGGAAAUGGCCUCAUAAACACA
Molecule: messenger RNA, 7437 nt
Organism: Sorex fumeus (smoky shrew)
Lineage: Eukaryota; Metazoa; Chordata; Mammalia; Eulipotyphla; Soricidae
Gene: ZNF318
Product: zinc finger protein 318
Exons: 10
Coding region: 1-6777 (2258 amino acids)
Biological process (GO): positive regulation of DNA-templated transcription; negative regulation of DNA-templated transcription
Cellular component (GO): nucleoplasm
Molecular function (GO): zinc ion binding; nucleic acid binding
Source: RefSeq, a predicted model, not a curated record